Messenger RNA from Drosophila mauritiana, 2062 nucleotides. It is a transcript of the gene Mtl, whose product is annotated as ras-related C3 botulinum toxin substrate 1. Gene Ontology annotation, biological process: small GTPase-mediated signal transduction. The transcript is spliced from 5 exons. NCBI's taxonomy places the organism in Eukaryota, Metazoa, Arthropoda, Insecta, Diptera, Drosophilidae. The record is from RefSeq and is a predicted model, not a curated record. Gene Ontology annotation, molecular function: GTP binding; GTPase activity. The coding region runs from base 309 to 896 and encodes 195 amino acids.
UGGGUGUGUGUUUGUGUGGAGUGGAAACAAAAAGGAAAAACACGAAAAUUAGUCGGGAGCGCUGCGUUUUGUCCCUCAAACAGAUAUUUAUAAGUAAAAGCCGCAGCGAAAUAGUGCGAAUCAAUUAUUUAAAUGCACCGCAUGAGCCAGCGCCUCGAACGCAUAUCGGCAGCAGGAAAACGCACAGUGAUAUAAGCAAAGUACAAAACAGUCGCCGCCUGCCGACAGACAAAGAAAAAGGAUAGGAGGUGGUGAAAACGCACACAGACAGUACACAGCUAUCGGCACAGGCACACUCAGCACUCACGAUGUCAACCGGAAGGCCCAUAAAGUGUGUAGUCGUUGGUGACGGCACCGUCGGAAAGACCUGCAUGCUAAUCUCCUACACGACAGACUGCUUUCCCGGCGAAUAUGUGCCCACAGUCUUCGACAACUACUCGGCGCCCAUGCAAGUGGACACAAUACAGGUCUCGCUGGGACUGUGGGAUACGGCGGGUCAGGAGGACUACGACCGCCUGAGACCGCUAUCCUACCCGCAGACAGACGUUUUCCUGAUAUGCUACAGCGUGGCGAGUCCCUCGUCCUUUGAGAAUGUCACCUCGAAAUGGUAUCCGGAGAUAAAGCACCACUGCCCCGAUGCGCCCAUCAUUCUAGUUGGCACCAAAAUCGAUUUGCGCGAAGAUCGAGAGACACUCAGCGGCCUGGCAGAGCAGGGACUGACGCCGCUGAAGCGCGAGCAGGGCCAGAAGCUGGCAAACAAGAUACGCGCUGUGAAAUACAUGGAGUGCUCCGCCUUGACACAGCGCGGCCUCAAGCCGGUGUUCGAGGAAGCGGUGCGCGCGGUGCUCAGACCAGAGCCGCUAAAGCGACGCCAGCGAAAGUGUUUAAUAAUGUAAAUAAGGUAGAAUGUUAUUGGCUUUGGCGAAGUAUAGAGAUUCCUCGGAAGCGACACGUACACCGGCACAAUGGCCACAACACAUUGACACUAACGCAGCGCCCUCAUCGACAAAUCAAUUACAUGUAUUUAUUUAUAAAAUUCUCCGUACUCUCGUAAAUGGCACCGAACCCGGAAAGAAACUCUAAACAAACGAUAAAUAUUGUACGAAAUUCUGUGAAUCGAAAUGUACUGCCAUCAAAAUUCGUAUGAAAUUUGUCCUUGUUUGGCUGUUUUUUUCUGCGGAUCGUUGCUGUCACACAUUUGGCAAACCACGAUUCCCUCCCGCAACAACUGAAAGAACAUUGUUAACAAAAUCGGAACCACAGAUAAAUCAUAAAUCUAAUGCACUACAUAUGUAGAAAUCUAGUCAAUUGAAUCGAAUGUAUUGUACGAAUAGUAUCUGGCAGAAAGAGAAAAUUAUUACAACCGCAGCAAACAUUGGUUUCGCAUAUCACGAGCAUCUAUGCAUUUCCUAAUUUCCCAUUAAAUGUAUUAUAGUUAUAUAUAGCCAUCAGCUAAGGCAGCCAAUCCGCAGCUAACCAAAUCUGAAACCAGGCCAAUUCACUUGACGACGAGCGCUUAGAGAAGCCACUUUUUAUGAUAUUCAAGCAUGCGCAUUUUUUUUAAUUCUAACUCGACCCUCGAAUCAUAAUCAUAAUCACUUGAAGCUCAUUUCACGAUGUCCUUUGAAAAUGUAACAACUGUUGUUUAUUAUUUUAUAAUGACCUAUUUAUUACCCUAACUUUAAAAAACGAAUUGUAUAAACAACUUUUACGGCGUAAGUAGAGCAAAAGGAUGAUGUAAAUGGAAAAAGGCAACCAAAUGCAUUUAAAUGUGACGCGACUCGAAUAAUCGAAAGGAACAAGAAUCAAAAACGAAUACAAACCUAAAGAAACCAAGAAAAGCACACAGUUUUCCAAACACACAAUGAGCAUGAUGAUAAAGUUGAGACGUAACGAAAUCCCAGGACAAUUUUUGUACUAAUUAUACAUAGAAAAUCAAACGCAAGUCUUAUGUAAAUGAAAAAUGUAACGAAGGCCGUUUGGGUCCAGCGAUGUAGCAGCCGUGAAACAGAUUUAAUACUUACGAAAAUAUAUACUGUAAUUAUAUAAAGAAACAAACAAA